Molecule: messenger RNA, 3123 nt
Organism: Papaver somniferum (opium poppy)
Lineage: Eukaryota; Viridiplantae; Streptophyta; Magnoliopsida; Ranunculales; Papaveraceae
Exons: 9
Coding region: 307-2817 (836 amino acids)
Molecular function (GO): nucleic acid binding; protein binding; ATP binding
Source: RefSeq, a predicted model, not a curated record
UACAAUUAUAACCCCGCCGCAUGGAUCAGGAACCAUUAAUCGUGAUGAACCAUCUGUUCGUUUCUAAAAUUCUCUCUAAUGUUUAAUAGAUCCGCGUUUAUCGCAUCAUCAUCCGCCUUACAGUGAUAUCGUUCUAGAAGAAGGAUAUGUACAUGCUGCUAUUUAUAUUAGGGAACUUUGGUCUUCUUCUGCAAUUUCCUCAUUCAUCAUCAGCUUUUCCGUAUAAACCCUAGGCGUCUAAGUAUCGCCUUUGAGUUUCAGUUAGUAUAUUCUAAUUUAUUUUGACACCGACUUGGAGAGUUGAUAAUGGGUGACAAAGCUAAGAGGUACGGCAGGAGAUUAAGAACUAAUGUGAAUCCUUUAAAAUUGAGUCUAAGUAAUAAAGCUUUUAAUGAGAAAAUAAGAAAGAGGCGUACCAGAGAGAGUAGUAGUAGUGGUAAUGGCAAUUCAGAAGUUAUUAUUGAUGGUAGUUGCAGCAGCAAUAGUGAGGAACAUAAAAUUAUCAGACAGAGUGAGGAUAAUAAGAAGAUGAAGAUGGGUAACAAUUGGAAGCCAAUGGCCAAGUGCAGUGUGGAGAAUAUUGGUAGUAGUAGUAGCCUCAGCAAUAGUGAGGAAAAUGAAAUUAUUAGACAUAGUGAGAAUAAUAAGAAGAUGAAGAUGAAGAUGGAUAACAAUUGGAAGCCAAUGGCCAAGUGCAGUAGUGGCAACAAGGUUCUGAGCAGCAGCAGUAUUUUCGAUCACUAUAGAAUAAUGCGUGGGAUAUUGAGUAGGCUCCCUGUCAAAUCACUCAUGCGAUUCAAGUGUGUAAGCAAACAUUGGCAGUUCUCAAUUUGCCAAGAUCAAGGCUUGAUUGAUUUACACUUCUCUCAGUCAAAGCAACAUUGUCCAGAUCUCUUUCUUGUUGUUCCUCGUUAUACCGUUAAUCGCUCUGGAAGAUACCCUGCGCGCAGGAAUACAAGGGGGUAUGCGGGUGCCCGGGAGUGUAAGUAUCAACAGUCUUUGUUGCUAGGCAAUUUAUUUGAAAGUGGAACAUCGCCGGCCAUUAGAACUACUGUUCGAAAAUCAGAGCAAAAGCCAUUUCAUUAUACUGAGAUUCUACCACCUGUUAAUGGUUUGAUUUGCUUUGUUAACCGUCGUUCAGCUGCCGUUUGCAUAUUAAAUCCAAGCACUAGAGAACGAACACCAUGGAUCGUUUCUUCGCUUCGUCAAAACAAAAAGUACAAUUUCGUUGAAGAAUAUGCUCGUGCUGUAUGGUUACCAACUUACUUCUUUGGAUUUGAUCCUGCCACCAAACAACACAAAGUUGUAUGCGCUUGGUGUCUACAUGGACAAGCGACAGGUUUUUCUGGCAUCGACAGUGAAGAUGACAAAUUUCACUGGACAGGCAUUUGUGAGGUCUUGACCGUAGGGGAGAACACUUGGAGAAACAUUGAUGAGAAGGUUCCAUUUACGCACUAUCCUGUAAAAGUUUCAAUUUGCUCAAAUGGUUUCAUUUACUGGGGUAGUGGUUUCGUGGGAAUCCCUGAAAAUUUAAACGCAUUUGACGUUGGGCAGGAGAAAUUCAAAGUGAUUACGGUUCCUCAGCAUAUCAAAGACAAAUGUAAGAAUCCACCCGGAGGCCAUUGUGGUCCUUAUCAGAGUUUAAUAGAAGUGGGUGGACAUAUAUCUUUACUACAACGCUGGACUGAUAAGGUUGUGAAGCUAUGGAUUUGCGGUGAUGAUACUUCUACCGGUAGCUACAGCAAGUGGACUGAAAUUACGAUGAACUUACCUUUUCAGUGGGGCGACAGGCAUGGUAGAUUCCCUUACUUCCAUGGUGUUGCAGGUGAAGACCGGAUUAUUAUAGAAUCCUACCCAACUAUGGACAGAUUAGAUAUAAACAAAGUCUGUCUAUAUUCUUAUGAUUGGAAAAAGAAGACGUCAACAAAAAAGGCCAAAGAUGGUGUGGUUUCGGAGUUAAGUUCGGUUUCCUUAUAUUCGGGAUUAGCUUUUGUUUCCUUAUUUAGAUCUUUUGCAGAAAGCCUCUGGCCUGUUCGAGACCACCAAUUCAGACACCGCCAAGAAACUGAAAAGGCUCGUUUGCGGCUAAAUGUUAAUGUUACUGCUGCACUGGAUUCUGCUCCUGCACCUGCUCCAAUUGAAUCUUUUACGAAUAUGUGUCUGCAUGAAAGUAUCAUGAAAGAUAUAUCGUUCCACAAGUACUCUACACCGACAUCUAUCCAGGCCCAAGCUAUGCCAGUUGCUCUUAAUGGAAGGGAUCUUUUGUGUUGUGCAGAGACUGGGAGUGGUAAAACUGCUGCUUUCGCUAUUCCAAUGAUUCAGCAUUGCCUAGCUCAGCCUUCUGUUCGGCGAGGUGAUGGUCCUCUUGCGUUAGUGUUGGCACCUACGAGAGAACAUGCCCAACAGAUAGAGAAAGAGGUUAAGGCCUUCAGUAGAUCUCUGGAGUCCUUCAGAACUGCUACUGUUGUGGGUGGAACAAAUAUGGCAGAGCAGAAGUCUGAGUUGCGAGCGGGAGUAAAUAUUGUGGUUGCCACACCUGAAAGAUUUAUUGACCAUUUGCAACAAGGGAACACCUGCCUCUCUAGGAUCUCAUUUGUUGUUAUGGAUGAGGCUGACAUACUGUUGGACAUGGGGUUUGAGCCGCAGAUAAGAGAGGUGAUGCGGAAUGUUCCCAUAAAGCGCCAAACGUUGCUGUUUAGUGCAACAAUGCCAGUAGAAAUUGAAGCCCUUGCGCAGAAGUACCUUAGUGACCCAGUGCAAGUGAAGGUUGGAAAGGUUCAGGAGAGUGAGAAGGUUAAUAUGGAGGACUUGCAUUAAAUUAUGAUUCAGAUUAUACCAUGGGAAAACAUGAGAAGGAGACAAAAUGGAUGCCUGGGUUGCCAAAACAGCCAAAUGGAUGAAUGAUAAUUAGGUCGAUGUAAUAGUGAGUUAUUCAGACGAUGAACAUAUUUAUUUGUUGUGGAUGAUAUUUUGUGUUCUCUUAAUUGUAUUCUUCCGGCUUUAUUUUGCUAAAAAACAAAUUCUCUGGAAACACUGUGCAAGUUUACUGUCUCUGUACAUAGUGGGAAGAGUCAUUUUGCUUUCCUGUGUUAUGAAGGUUUUGCUCAAACAUCUGGGAAACAA